Messenger RNA from Bradysia coprophila, 796 nucleotides. It is a transcript of the gene mRpL17, whose product is annotated as mitochondrial ribosomal protein L17. The record is from RefSeq and is a predicted model, not a curated record. Gene Ontology annotation, biological process: translation. Gene Ontology annotation, cellular component: ribosome; mitochondrial large ribosomal subunit. Gene Ontology annotation, molecular function: structural constituent of ribosome. Lineage: Eukaryota; Metazoa; Arthropoda; Insecta; Diptera; Sciaridae.
GUUCCGUGUGCAUGAGUUCAGACAGUUCCUACCCGGUGUAACGUAACAUCAAUAAAAAUAUAGAAAAUUGAGAAAUUCAACAAUUUUACAUUGAGCAAAGAUGAAUCAAGCGGAAGUAACGAAACUUAUGUCCCAGUUGCGUGUUGCCAUACCGCUUAGGCCUCGCAAACUAAGUAGUCCUAAAGGUCCAGAAGGGCGAUUAUUAAAACUGAGAAAAACCGUAACUGCUUUGCUGAAACAUGAACGGAUUGAAAUGAAUUAUGAUAGGGCUCACGAGGCCCGAGGAUACGCCGAACGGUUAAUAUCUGAUGCGAUUCGGCAUGGUGAUUGUCAUAAGGCCACAAUGGAUGUGGCUACAUAUUGGGUGCUGGAGAAGCAAUUAGUUCAUAAAUUGUUCAAAGUGUUGGUUCCGCGAUUUGCCAACUGUCAAGUGUCUUAUACCCGCAUGUACAAAGCACCCAGAGAGUAUCCCGGUCCCAAAACCGAACACAAGCGAGCGAUACUGGAACUUCGUGGCAAUCCGUAUCCAUCGGUCAAACCAGAUUUAUCCGCAAAUCGUGGACUCAUUCACAACGUGCUAUUUGAUGAGGCAAAAAAGCAGUAUCGACAUGAGAAAUAUGCGGAAAUUGCUGCGAAGCUGACGGCUGAUAGUAAAACGCUUGUUGAAUCGAAGGAAUCAGUUGUUAAUGGAUCACAAACGGGAGAAGCGGAUAGUGUAGAUUCGAAAGAAGUCGACAAGAAAGCAUAGAAUGUUCAUCUGAUGAUUAUAGCCAAAAAUAAAAUUUAGAGAGCUCGA